Molecule: messenger RNA, 1401 nt
Organism: Seriola dumerili (greater amberjack)
Lineage: Eukaryota; Metazoa; Chordata; Actinopteri; Carangiformes; Carangidae
Gene: tbx16
Product: T-box-containing protein TBX6L-like
Exons: 9
Coding region: 1-1401 (466 amino acids)
Biological process (GO): pattern specification process; heart morphogenesis; positive regulation of DNA-templated transcription
Cellular component (GO): nucleus
Molecular function (GO): DNA-binding transcription factor activity, RNA polymerase II-specific; RNA polymerase II cis-regulatory region sequence-specific DNA binding
Source: RefSeq, a predicted model, not a curated record
AUGCAGUCGAUCAGAGACUUAAAGCCCAACUUCAACGGCCCUCCUCCCUCCUCCAUGGCUGCUGGCCCAGAUGCUUAUCUCCAGGGUAACAUCAGGAUGACUCUGGAGGACCCUGAACUCUGGAAGACCUUUCAUGAAAUAGGGACGGAGAUGAUCAUCACUAAACCGGGGCGGAGGAUGUUUCCACACUGCAAAGUGAAUCUCUCCGGCCUUAUUCCAUGUGCCAAGUACAUCUUACUGGUGGACAUGGUCCCUGAGGACGGCUUCAGGUAUAAGUUGAAUAAAGAGAAAUGGGAGGUGGCAGGAAAAGCGGAGCCCCAGCCUCCCUGCAGGACUUACCUCCACCCCGACUCUCCAGCCCCGGGGAGCCACUGGAUGAAGCAGUCCGUCUCCUUCCUCAAGCUCAAGCUCACCAACAAUACACUCGACCAGCACGGUCACAUCAUUUUGCACUCCAUGCAUCGGUACCACCCGCGCUUCCACAUCGUCCAGGCAGACGACCUGUUCAGUGUCCGCUGGAGUGUUUUCCAGACCUUCACCUUCCCCGAGACUUCAUUCACAGCAGUCACCGCCUACCAGAACACCAAGAUUACAAAACUGAAGAUUGAUCACAACCCAUUUGCCAAAGGUUUCCGGGAUGAAGGCACAACUAAAAAAAGGCGUACAAACAAGAACCCAGCCUGCCUUGAGAAGCGGCCGAAGAUGUCGAGCAUCCUGAACAGGGAUUCUGAUGAUGACAGUCCACAAGAUUUUUGCCAGUCAUCAUAUGAAGGGUAUGAUGGAGAGGAGGGAGAGCUUCCCAAAAGGAAAGAGGUUGAUGUUGUCAAAGAGGAGCGUUACUCCCCGUGGGCUGCUGAGCGGGAGCACAGAGUGAGGACUGAAUCUCCUGUCGGGGCAGACGCAAGAGAUAUGUACAACGCAGAGCAGCUUGUUCCUGCUCCAGCUUCCUACCAGCCCUACAGGUUCCACGAGUAUGGAAAGUCUCCCUCUCCCUCCUCCAGCAUCGGCAGCAGCAACAGUGGUUCAGGACGCAGCAGCUUUGAGUCCAGAGUCCCUGAUGUCGCCACCGUCCCCGAUCAUGACUCUUCAAAGCCCCGUACGCAUGAGACUGGCCCUUCCCCCUGUGGCCCCCAGCACCUCCCUGGCCCCCAGGACUACACCGGGGUCCUCAACAUGACCAUGGCACAGGCCGGCAAGCCAGGGGUCAUCGGCCACCACAUCUACAGCCCCUACAGCGCGGAGCAGCCCCUGGGCCAGUGGAGCGGCCCCAGUCCCGCCCAGUAUCCCCCUCCUCACCAUCUGACGGCUGACUACACCACACAAGCUGUGCACCAUGGCUAUCACCAUGGCAACGUGGCUGAGUGGAGCCAGUACCCACUGUUCUCUUAUUCCUGCUGGUGA